Molecule: messenger RNA, 2425 nt
Organism: Stomoxys calcitrans (stable fly)
Lineage: Eukaryota; Metazoa; Arthropoda; Insecta; Diptera; Muscidae
Gene: eIF2D
Product: eukaryotic translation initiation factor 2D
Exons: 4
Coding region: 482-2359 (625 amino acids)
Biological process (GO): formation of translation preinitiation complex; translational initiation
Molecular function (GO): translation initiation factor activity; RNA binding
Source: RefSeq, a predicted model, not a curated record
ACUGUGGCAUUGCCACAGAAAACAACUUCCAUCAAAUUGUUCAUGUGUGAAGCCGUAUUUAGGUUUGUUUGCAGGAAAGCAAGAACAGCCUUUACUCUCUUUUGCUAUUUAUUUGAAUUAAACAGCUGAACUCCAUAAAACAGCAGAGAAGUAAACGACCGACGCAAGGUAAACUCCCAUCCCGUUUGGAAGAUAUGAGUCUUCAGCAUUCAACAUCGAAUACGCCAAAAACCUCAUCAGCUAGCGCCGCUUCUACCAACGAAGCACAUCUACGUACGCCAUUAAGCCAACAACAAGUAAACUCAACAGAUUAGCAGCGCGUCUGACGGUGAUGUCCGUACAGCAGACGUAAAGCAACCCUCACAACCGCAACAACUACAUCAAAAGUCAACGAAGCAGAUGCACGAAAAUAUGCUACUAAUGCAGACAAUGCUGCAUAAAAAAAUGCAAAUGCAACUAAGAUGCAGCAAUUAAGAAAAAUAUGUUUGAAGGACUGACAUCGCAACAAUCGAAUACGUCCGUCCAAAAUUCUCCACCAACAUCACAGCAGCAGCACGUUAGUAGACAUUGGAGCCAGCCAGUAUGUUCAACAAACCGCCGCUGCCAUCUGGACAAACCGCCAUCACAACUAAUCGCCCCACAGCCGCACCAAUUAGUCCAGCCAACGCAAAGAAUUCAGACUGAGUUUUCCCAUACGAAUCCAGAGUUAUUUAUGCCAAGCAAAGCUAAUGUUACUAUAUUAAAACUGAUUACACAUGGUGAGAUGCAAACAUGUAUAUAUUGCGUGGAUAAGUUGCCCAUGUUCUUUGAGAAUGACGAAAACAAACUGGUGCCAACACUGUACAGUUUGUGGAAGGAUCCAGAUUUAUUGCCUUAUUUUACUACACAUCCUGGUGUGUUGCCUAAGCUCAACAACGGCGCAGAUUUAAUGUUACCAGGUGUUGUUGUUCAGGGUGUUGGAAUGAACAUGUAUGGCCAUUAUAAAAAAGGACAAAUGGUUGCUGUGAAUUUAACGUCUAACAAGUCUGCCGUUGGAGUUGGGUUUUUACCACGUUCCAGUGAUGAUUUGUAUAUGAGCGGAGGUCAUGGUAUCGCUGUAAAAAUUCUGCAUUUGUUUGGUGAUAAGCUAUGGGGAAUCGAACCUCAGCUGGCUCAACAAGUCCCUCAGUUUAAAACAACAAAUUUAACAGAUGAUGACUUUCCUGAAUUGGGUAACGAGAAGCGCAAUGAAAAACGUAAUAGAGAGCAUACGCUGGUUGGAAAUGCGGAGAUUUUAAACAAUGGUGUUGAAAAAGUUAACACUAAUCAAUCUAACAUGGAUGGUUAUAAUGUUUAUGCAGAACAAGCAGAUAUUGAAAAUGAGGAAAAUUGUAUUGUCGACUUUGAGAGCAAUAAGGAAUGUCAUGAUUCCGGCGCAGCUAAUUCUGUCACACCUGAAUUAAUUUUAAGGAACGCAUUCCUGUCUGCGCUUAAAAAUCAUGGAAAGUCAAUGCAGCUGCCUUUAUUGACAAGUACGUUUUUUCGAUCGUAUGUUGUGCCCGAGUGUGAGCAAAGUUUAGAUAUGAAAAAAACCAAGUACAAAAAGUUGUCAAAUUUUCUCGCUGAAAUGGUUGACGAGGGCUACAUAGUAGUCCGAGAGGAAUCAAAAGGGAUUGAUAAAAUAACUUCUAUAGAUUUAGAUCACCCGGAUUUGGUUAAAUUUAUUACUGAUUUUAAGAAACCUACCAGUAUCGCAGACGAUAAUCCAUUGUUUCACUCAGAAUUGACAGAGCUGUACAUUAUUACCGACCCUGUGGCUACUCUGUUUACAAAGCUAAAUUAUAAACGUGGAGAAGGUAUACCAGCAACGCAACUCAAGAAAGUUGUUCGGGAAUACAUAAACAAGGUCAACUUGGUGAUGUCAAAAGAUCCCCAAGCAGAAUCUAAAUCGUAUGUUCUGGAUGAAUGCCUCGAAAGAAUAUGUAAAACCAAUGUUGCUACAUUGUCAAAAGUCACCGCUUCCAUAAUAUCACAAAUGAAUCACUCUUAUCAGAUGUGUAGUGUCAAAGAUGUAAGUGGAAAUAAACCAAUGAUCCAAAUGUCUUUAGCCACAAGGUCUGGAAAUAAAAAAGUAACUCUCGUAAGUAAUAUUGAAUGCCACGGCAUUAUAUUGACCGAAUUCAUUAAACUAUGCAAGCAAGGAGCGGCGGCUAGUGCAACUAUUGUGUCGUUACCAAAUCAAAAGAAAGAAAUGUUACAGAUACAGGGAAAUCAAGUCAGAUUCAUCUACACCCUUUUGACGGAGACUUACAAAUUAUCACCAAAGUACAUACUGGGACUCGAGUUGGCUAAAGACGGUAAAAAGCACAAGAAAAAAUAAAUCGUAUAUCAUUGGAGCCAUAAUUUACCAGAAGCAUUAAAGAAUAAAAAAACAAAACAAAACUCA